CACGCGCUCCUCUCUCGGCUCUCUGCUGCACCGGGACCGGAUCUCUGUACCGAGCUGGAUUACCGUGUGUCUCUGACUGGAUCUUUACUCUUUACCGGGACUUUAACGGGACUCUGCCGCUCUGCCGCUCCUCUGCCGCUCCUGUGCCGCUCAGCUGUGGAUCUUAUUUCUUGUCCUGAUCUAGUGGAUUAUAACUUUACUGACUUCUACAUCAUGACUCUGGAGGAAGUGAUCGGAUCAAACAGCACCGACAAGAAGAUGGAGACGGUGAGUCAGGCUCUGGAGGAGCUGCUGGUCGCUGCUCACAAACAGGACUGUGUCACUGUGGGAGUCUACGAGUCCGCCAAGCUCAUGAAUGUAGACCCAGACUCGGUGGUUCUGUGUGUUCUGGCCACCGAUGAGGAAGAUGAAGGUGACAUCGCUCUUCAGAUCCAUUUCACUCUUCUUCAGGCGUUCUGCUGCGACAACGACAUCAACAUCCUGCGCGUGUCCGGCCUGCGCCGCCUCGCCCAGCUGCUCGACGACGACGUCGCCGACGGCAACGGCAACGAGCCCCGCGACCUGCACUGCAUCCUGGUCACCAACCCCCCCGUGCAGCCGCUGCAGUGCCAGGCCCUGCAGGACGUGGGCAGCUUCUGUGAGGAGAGCCGCUGCAGGAACCAGUGGGUUCCGUGUCUGGAGCUGACGGCCCGCUGAGCAGAACCCUGCAGAACCCUGCAGAACCCUGCAGAACCCUGUCAGACCGCUGCGGAGCGGAGAGAAGAAGAAGUGGAAUCAGUCCGAACAGCCGCCUCGUUCAGGAGGAGUAACGCUGUUUGAGUGAAGAGGGGACCGGAAGGAACCGGCCGGAACCGUACGGAACCCAACAGAACCGUACGGAACCCAACGGAACCUUAAGGAACCUUAAGGAACCGGGCAGAACCAGAACCGAUCGGCCUCUCAAGCCUGAUGUGAUUGGUUAGCGGGUGCGCGAGCUGCCGGUGUGGCGGUUAGCGGAGGCACGAAGGACGGCCCUGCAGAGAUUUUGGGGGGCGGGAUGUCAUGUGACUGACUGCUGUCCUGUGAUUGGCUGCUGUCAUGUGACUGGCUGCUGUCAUGUGAUUGGCUCCUGUCAUGUGACUGGCUGCUGUCCUGUGAUUGGCUCCUGUCAUGUGACUGGCUGCUGUCCUGUGAUUGGCUGCAGCUGCAGGUGAAGCAGCUGUUAGCUCACCUGUCUGCACACGAACUGAACUGAACUGAACAUGAACAGAGCUACAGAGCAGUGAUGUCAUAUCCUGCCGUGAUGUCAUAUCCUGUUGUUGUAUUGAAGCAUGAAGUCUCACACUGAGCCGAUUAUUUAAGAGUUUAAUAUAAAACUGAUCACAUGUUUAUUGAUCUGACGAAUAAAUUAUUGAUG
Molecule: messenger RNA, 1396 nt
Organism: Scomber japonicus (chub mackerel)
Lineage: Eukaryota; Metazoa; Chordata; Actinopteri; Scombriformes; Scombridae
Product: growth arrest and DNA damage-inducible protein GADD45 beta-like
Exons: 4
Coding region: 214-696 (160 amino acids)
Biological process (GO): regulation of cell cycle
Cellular component (GO): nucleus; cytoplasm
Source: RefSeq, a predicted model, not a curated record